Messenger RNA from Aspergillus versicolor CBS 583.65, 828 nucleotides. RefSeq lists its product as uncharacterized. Lineage: Eukaryota; Fungi; Ascomycota; Eurotiomycetes; Eurotiales; Aspergillaceae. The transcript has a single exon. Bases 1 to 828 code for a protein of 275 amino acids. The record is from RefSeq and is a predicted model, not a curated record.
AUGUCGAGCCCUCUAUCCAACACACCAGAGGAAGCUGCACCGUCUGAAGCUUCAGCUCCCUUGAACGACGAAGACACUUCAUCUGCCGGCUCUGCCAACCAAGACGCUACGCAGGAUUCUAAUUCCUUCGUCACGGUCGACGACAUUCUCGCAAUAGAGAAUGAAGUAGCCAUCACAUCUGGUUCUGAAGAAGAGCACAGUGAGGAAGGCCAAGCGGACGAAGAACAGAAUGAAGACGAGCACAGCGAAGACGAGGAAGAAGACGAAGAAGAAGAAGAAGACGAAGACGAACAAGUCGAAGAGUCAACCACUGAAUCCCCCAGCCGCCUCUCCUUCCCACUUCCUCUACCGCUCAUAGGUGAGACCGGCCGCGGCUUCGCCGACGCAGGCCAGGACAGAGACAUAGUCUACGACGUUGUGGGCGAGGUCUCAGACUACAUGCAAUUCCCGCUGGUGGUGGAAGUUGUCCCACACGCCGGCGAGGAGGGCACGUUCAUCCCUGUGCUUGAGGAGGACUUGUUGACUUCCGAGGAGUACUGGGGUCCACACGAUGGGGAUAGUGGUCUGGAGGCGGAGAGCAACAGUGGUGAUGAGCCGCGAGAGCGGUUUCCUGUGCCCAGUGUUGGACAAGAACUGGUUUGGGGAUGGUGGGCGACUAGUGAUGGGAGGUUGAUGAAGGGGUAUGGGCGUGUGGUGAACACUUGGGUGAAUGUGGUCAAGGCUUUUGUUUUUGCGUUUGCUUUGGAGCAUUUGUUUGGAGAGGAGGAUGACCAGCAGCUCUCUGAUAUUGAUGAGUUGCCGGAGGGCAGCCAGGAAGAGGAUCAGUAG